This is a messenger RNA of Salvelinus namaycush (lake trout), 3786 nucleotides long. Its product is annotated as acyl-CoA Delta-6 desaturase-like. The transcript is spliced from 15 exons. Gene Ontology annotation, molecular function: oxidoreductase activity, acting on paired donors, with oxidation of a pair of donors resulting in the reduction of molecular oxygen to two molecules of water. Gene Ontology annotation, cellular component: membrane. The coding region runs from base 405 to 1778 and encodes 457 amino acids. Gene Ontology annotation, biological process: lipid metabolic process. NCBI's taxonomy places the organism in Eukaryota, Metazoa, Chordata, Actinopteri, Salmoniformes, Salmonidae. The record is from RefSeq and is a predicted model, not a curated record.
UAUACGGUUAAAUAUACCGGUGAUUUGAUUGGAUAGAUGAUGAGACGGGUGAUCAGAAACAAGUAAAUGUAUCUGCAUGAAUAGGACAAGGAGAGAGGAAGAGAGAGAGGAUUGCACAUCUGGAAAUGUUGGUAUUCGUCAUUCGAUAUUUUCAGCAAAUGAAUUGAACAACACAUUUUGUUGUACAACGCUGUCUGGAAAAGAUCUCCCUUCCCUCUGGCAGAAGAGUCGCAGCUGGCCCAUCUAGCAGAAAUCUCUCAGUUCUGCCUCCAGGACAAGACUCAUCCCAAUAAACAUCAACCUGCAGAAGAUUCACACCAUUUCAUCACUGUGUUUCAGUUGGGCAGACUGGACAGAGCGCAGCCGACACAGCGACGGUGUGAGUGGAGCAGAGAGAAACAAGGAUGGGGGGCGGAGGACAGCAGACGGAGUCAAGCGAGCCGGCCAAGGGUGACGGGGUUGGGCCCGAUGGAGGGGGAGGAGGGCGAGGUGGCAGUGCAGUCUACACCUGGGAAGAGGUCCAGAGGCACUGCCACAGAGGCGACCAGUGGUUGGUCAUCGACAGGAAGGUCUAUAAUAUUACCCAGUGGGCGAAGAGACACCCGGGGGGCAUCCGGGUCAUCAGUCACUUUGCCGGAGAAGAUGCCACGGAAGCAUUUGUCGCAUUCCAUCCUGAUCCUCAUUUUGUCAGGAAGUUUCUGAAGCCGUUGCUGAUUGGAGAGCUGGCAACGACAGAGCCCAGCCAGGACCAUGGGAAAAAUGCAGCACUAGUGCAAGACUUCCAGGCCUUGCGCGACCGUGUGGAGAGUGAGGGCCUCCUCCGUGCCCGCCCCCUGUUCUUCAGCCUCUACCUGGGCCACAUCCUGCUACUAGAGGCCCUGGCUUUGGGCCUGCUCUGGGUCUGGGGGACCAGCUGGAGCGUCACACUGCUCUGUUCCCUCAUGCUGGCCACGUCUCAGGCCCAGGCUGGCUGGCUGCAGCAUGACUACGGCCACCUGUCAGUCUGCAAGAAAUCCAGCUGGAACCACAAACUGCACAAGUUUGUCAUUGGACACCUAAAGGGUGCCUCUGCUAACUGGUGGAACCAUCGUCACUUCCAGCACCACGCUAAACCCAACAUUUUUCGUAAAGAUCCUGAUAUCAACUCACUGCAUGUCUUCGUCCUCGGAGACAAACAGCCUGUAGAGUAUGGUGUAAAGAAGUUGAAGUACAUGCCCUACCAUUACCAACACCAGUACUUCUUCCUCAUUGGACCUCCACUAAUCGUUCCAGUGUUUUUCAACAUCCAGAUAUUCCGGACCAUGUUUUCACAACGGGACUGGGUGGAUCUGGCGUGGUCGAUGAGUUUCUACCUUCGCUUCUUCUGCUGUUACUAUCCCUUCUUUGGUUUCUUUGGCUCAGUAGCAUUGAUCAGCUUCGUCAGGUUUUUGGAAAGCCACUGGUUUGUGUGGGUGACCCAGAUGAGUCAUCUUCCUAUGGAGAUGGAUCACGAGAGACACCAGGACUGGCUCACCAUGCAGUUGAGUGCUACUUGCAACAUUGAACAGUCAACCUUCAAUGACUGGUUCAGUGGACACCUCAACUUUCAGAUUGAACACCAUCUGUUUCCCACCAUGCCCCGUCAUAACUACCACCUGGUGGCUCCUCUGGUUCGUGCUCUGUGUGAGAAACAUGGAGUUCCUUAUCAGGUCAAGACUUUGCAGAAAGGCAUGACUGAUGUUGUCAGGUCACUGAAGAAGUCAGGGGAUCUGUGGCUGGAUGCAUAUCAUCAUAAAUAAAUACCUUCCUGGCUCUGGGCGGGAUUUAAAUCCAUCUCAGAUUAACUACCUGUGAACAGAGAGGACAUUUCCUAGAUGUUUUUGAUGAUAAUGAUCGCUGCAAACAUUAUUGUGAUAUAAUUGUUUUAAUCCUUGGCAGCAGUGAAUGGGGAUCCAUAGCAGAAAUAGAGGGUUUAUAUAGUAGGGCCAGGCGUUUUAAAAAAAACUAAACACCGUUUUUAUUGACCUAUAUUUCCAGCAUUAUCCACUGGGUUUGAUGCAGGCAGAGAAUCCUAGGAAAUGCUCUGUAAUUGACACAAGUCUCAAUCAUUCCAGUCUGGUUGUCCAUUCGUUUUUGGCGGAGGGAUCGCUUUAACCAGGGGAGGCGCAGCAUACGAAUCUUAAUUUCACUAAGCCUGUUAUUUAGCAGGGAAAACUAUUUGUAGAUCAGUGAUUUUACACCUCGUUUUUCUCAAGCUGAUCGCCUCCAACAGACUCAAUCCCUGAUCACAGGAGGUUAUAUAAAUGGGGCAAUUAGGACACGUAAAGGGAAUCCAAUGAAUCCAAGCAGAAAAUAUAAGUGCACAAUAAAAAUCUCUAUCGCUUGAAAUUCCCCGCUGGGAUGCUCAUUGCAGACUACAAUAUAUUCUGCAAAACCUGUAAUUUAGCGUCACAUUUUAAAUGGAAAGACAGGAAAGACAGGAUAGACAGGAUAGACAGCCAUCUGAAAUAAUUAUUCCGUCUCAGAAGAAUGCUUCAACCUUGAAACGUUUUGGAGGAUUUAGUGAAACAGUCUCGUCUUUACAUAACAAGACAACAUCAUCAACAACAAUAUUUCACAGCGUAUUCGUUGCCUGUUAUCAUGUGGUUAUGAUAGGCAUUUUUGUAUCAGAAAAUGUAGAGGGUGAAAUAUAGACUAUUUUCAGAAUACUAAUGACUUGCCUAUUUUCAUUUCCUAUAGAAAUAACACAAUUGAUCCAUCUCUGGUAAAACGGCAGUAUUUGGAGAGAUUAACUUCUCCGCCUCCGCAAGGCGCAUGUAAAAGCGCAGCUACUCGGAGUGAUAUUCUAACACUGUUGAAUAGUUCACUGCCUGUAAAUACACUCUAUCAGCCAGAACAACUGUAACGUCUUCAUCCAGCUCUCAUACAAAAUGUGUGUCGGUGGAUUUGUCCGUUACUAUGGAGAUGCUUUCUGUUGUGUUUUUACCGGACUGCGGCUCCGUUCUUUACAUGUGUGUUAAUGAAUGCGCGCAAUUUGGGAUUGUCAACUUUUUCGAGAGGGAUGUUGGCGCUUGCAAAAGCCAUAUAUAUCCUCAUCAUUUAUUCUACAGCAAAUUAAAAUGCCUACUUUUUCUUUAAUGUGUUACAUUUUCUUAGAUUAAAAUACAUAUUAUUCCCAUUAUAAUGUUAAUACCAGGCAAUGAAUAAGUAAAAUAUUUAUGUCGAUAAUGUCCUUAAAAUAAGCUAAUACUGCCGAUGAGAAUAAUUGUUGGCAAUUAUUUCAUUUGAAGUCAAUCCACAUGGUUGGGAAUUGAUUUUGGACUAAUUGGAUAAUUAUGUUAGAUGAUCAUGGUGUGAGAAGGUGCUAUAUCGGCCACUUGAGGUCGGUUUAUCGAAAUGCGGGGUUGGAAAAACAACAACGGAAACGCCUGGCCCUAAUCAUUGGUGACUAGAUAGACUAUUCCUCCUCAAACGGAAAAAUAUAUUGAUAUAUAUUUUAACAACAUGUAUGUACAUGUAUUUACGUAUAUGUAAAUUACAGAUAUCUAAAUAUAUGUUUAAGCCUUAUAUUACAUAUAUUUAAAUAUAUCGACAUAUUACAAAAUUGGCCUUUUUCAUAUGACUACAAAUAUGUUUAUAUCUUUAAAUAUAUGGAAAUACAUUUUGAUAGCGUGCUGUGGUAGCUAGUAAAAUAAUUUCCCAAUUAUAUUUCAUAAAUAUAUGUUGCCAUAUUUUAAUGAAUGGAAAUGUUUGCUUUUUACCUUAUUACUGUAGUUAGGCUACAUUAAAAUCCAAUGCAUAAAACUA